AUGGCUGGCCCGGUGGCGGUUUCGGCCGCCGGCAAGGCGAAGCCUGGCGGCAAGGGAGGAGGAGACCACUUCCUGCGCAUGGAGUCGCGGGUCGAUAAUAUGGACUACUUGAUAGGUCAGCACGUGUGGAUCAAGGUGGACAGUGACGAGCUGUUCGCGCUGGUGACGGUGAAAUCGUUCUCCGCCGACAAGGUGUCUGUGUCUUACAACGGGGAGCAGCUGACGGUACCCUUCGAGCACUGCCUGAACGUGGAUGUGAUGAACGCGCCGCUGGAGACUCAUGACCUCGUGAAGCUCCCUCAUGCAAACAGCGCUGUCGUCUUGGACAUUUUGCGCACCCGGUUCAUGUCUAACUUGAUCUAUACUUACGCUGGUAAGUUAUUGAUUGUGCUGAACCCGUUUCGGCUGAUCCCCGACCUGUAUGGCCCGCAUGUCAUCGAGCGGUACCGGCAGUCGGACACCUCCAUCGGCUUCCCUUCCGACGUGCCCCCUCACACGUACGCGGUUGCGCAGUGCGCAAUCAGCGGGUUGCUGCGCAACGACCAGUGCCAGUCGUGCAUCGUGAGUGGCGAGUCCGGUGCCGGGAAAACCGAGACUGCGAAGCAGCUGAUGAGCUUCUUCGCGUACGGGCCGAGCAAGAAUUCUGACAACGUGCAACAAGUCGUGAUGGGCUCCAACGUGAUCCUGGAGGCGUUUGGCAAUGCUAAGACGCUGCGCAACAACAACAGUUCCCGGUUCGGCAAGUUCAUCAAGAUUCUGGUGGCGCCCGAGGGCGGGCUUAAGGGCGGUAUAAUUUGCAGCUACAUGCUGGAGCUGUCCCGCAUCGAGUUCCAGGCCGACGACGAGCGCAACUACCACAUCUUCUACCAGUGCCUGAAGGGCCUCACCGCAGCCGAGAAGCAGUCGUACGGCUUCCGCCCGAUGGAGUCGUACCGCUUCCUGAACGGCGGCAAGUGCUGCGACGCUCCCGGCAUCGACGACGUGAAGGAGUUUGCUGCUGUGCGUCGUGAACUGCAGACACUGUGCCCCGACUCCGGGUUCGAUGACUUCAUGCGGUGCAUCUCGGGCAUCCUGCUCUGUGGCAACAUCGAGUUCACCGAGGUGGCGGCGAUGGGCGUUGAGAACGCCGCGUCUGUCUCCAACCGCGACGAUUUCGAGCAGCUGUGCUCGCUAUUGGGCUUCAAUAGCGAGAAGGCUGAGCGCGCCCUGACCACGAAGGUCGUCAAGAUCCAGGGCAGCGACAUCGCCUCUGCGAUAACCGUGGCAGCUGCGGAGGUGAACGUCCGUGCGCUUGCGAAGGACCUGUACGGCGCGUUGUUCGAGUUCUGCAUUGACAAGAUCAACAGCAUCAUCCAGUUUGACGACAGCGCGCACCGCUGGAUAGGCAUCCUGGACAUCUACGGGUUCGAGUACUUCCAGCGCAACACGUACGAGCAGCUGCUGAUCAACUACGCCAACGAGCGGCUGCAGCAGUACUUCAUCAACCGCGUGUUCGCGUCGGAGAUUGCUGAGUACGAUGCCGAGGGUAUCAAUCACUCGUCGAUUUCGUACACUGACAACUCCGAGGUCCUGCUGGUGUUCGACAAGCCCAAUUGCUCGAUCUUCUCGUUCUUGGAGGAGCAGUGUCUCAUCCAGACGGGGUCCGCCGAGAGGUUCACCGCAAGCUGCAAGUCCAAAAUCAAGAGCGACCUCUUUGUACCCGCGCAGGGUGCGGUCUGCCGCUUCACGGUCAUCCAUACCGCCACCGGCGUGACCUACGACACUGACGAGUUCGUCGCAAAGAACAAGCACAAGCUUAGCCCGGCACUUCUGGAGUUGCUGCACAGCUCCACCAACACCAUCGUGCGCGAGAGUUCAGCGCGCAUACCUGCAGAGACCGGGAACAUGAAGGGCAAGUUCCUGGGCUCAAAAUUCCAGAGCUCCAUCGGCGCGCUGAUGCGCACGCUGAACGAGACCGAAUCGCACUUCAUCCGCUGCAUCAAGACGAACCAGCAGAAGCAACCCCUGCUGUUCGAAACCCGCAACGUGUACGGGCAGCUGAUCUCCCUGUCCAUUGUAGAGGCCAUCCAGACCAUCCACCGCGGGUUCGCCUACCGCGCCACGUUUGAGAAGUUCAUCCAAGACAACGAGUUCCUGAACUCUUUCUUGAACUUCCAGUCGGCCGAGAGCACCGACAUGAAAACCGCGAUAGUCACGAUCAUGCGCAACUUGGGCAUCGACGAGAACGAGUACCAGGUGGGUCACACCAAGGUCUUCCUCAAGAAGAACGGCUGGAUGAUGCUCGAGAAGGUGUUCCUCCAGUAUAGCCACGCGUCCAAGCCCCUCACGGCUGCUUUGUACAGCAUCAUGAGGGUGUGGCGCAACCGCCGCCACCUGGAGCGGAGCCGCUCCACCAUCAUCCGCAUCCAGUCGAACAUGCGCCGCUACGUCAUCCAGGCCUCGAGCAUCGCCAUGCGCGAGCGCGCCAACGAGUUCGUUGGCCUGGUGUUAGCGUUCGACUUCAUUAUGAACGAGGACCCGCGGGUUGGCGCCGUCACCACAAUCCAGGCGUGGUGCCGCAUGUUCAUCUGCCGCCGCCGUUACCGCCGAGAGAUAGAGUCUAAACGCGCCGAGCAGCGCCGAGUGCGAGCAGCCGCCAAUCUGCGCUGCGUCAAAACAGUGGCCCGUGCGGUUGGCAUCUGCAGGUUUCUCUCGCGUGGGUGUGAGGAACGCAGGCGUGUCCGCGCUGCAACCACGAUUGCAUCCAGUUGGCGCAUGCACGUCGCCAUCCGACACCUGAACAACCUGCGGCUGCGCCGCAUCACCGAGUUUGCCGCCACUCUAAUCCAGAAGCACGUCCGCGGGUACUUGUGCAGGAAGGGCUAUCGCCACAUGCUAGGCCUGCGUCUACCCGCCACUCGCAUCCAGGCCCUCUUCCGCAUGUGCCUGGCCAUAAAUCACCUGGACCCCGAUGUGGGCCAGAAGGCCCGGCAGAUACGUGAGCGGCUGCGGGCAAUAAAGCGUCUGGCCGUGGUGCAGACCCUGGCGAAGUCGGUGGUCUGCCACCGACAGUUGCUGGCAGCGCACAACGCAGUGCUCUCCCUGCAGAAGUUCUGCUGGCCGCGAGCUUGCCAUAAGGAUAUAAUUCGCGUUCAGCACGCCAGCGCGACUAUCAAGGACCACUGGAGGCGCUACAACCAGUCCUCCGUGGUACGUGUGGAGCGCAAUCGCCUACUUGACGGGGCUAAUCGGCAGUUGCUUGAGCGCCUAACAACGGAGGAAACGGAAUGCGCGCACCGUGUGCUGCAGAAGAGCGCAACAUCGAGGAGCCGCCGCCUGGUGCCAGUGCAUGUGAACGUGUACUCGGACCAUCGUCCCGCGUAUCCCAGCGGCUGGUCGCCAUCUUUGGAGCAGCUACUCUGCAAAGGCGGCUCAAAACCGCCAGGGCUAACAUCGGUGGGUAUGUGCCUACGCCACAGUGUGGCGGUGCUAGAUGACAAGGAAGUGUACGGAUUCGGCGGUGGGUACCGUGCGCCCCGCCUUUUGGCCACGGUGCCGCCCCCGUUGCAGGUAACAUCAGUGCAUUGUGGCGCGGAACACGCGGUGUUGCUGCUGAGCGACGGCACGCUUUACGGCUGGGGCGGUAAUGCCAACGGCCAGUGCGGCGUGUCCCCGUCUACUGCGGAGAUACAAUCGCCAACUCUCAUACGCAUGCCGUUCAGGAAGGGACAACCGAUACACGUCCGCUCCGUCGGUGUUGGGGGCUACCACAACUGCGCAGUGGGAGCAAAUGGAGAAGUGGUGGUUUGGGGCAGCCAUCUCGACCUGAACUUGCCGUCGUUCAAGGAGGAUGUUCGCACGCCGGCAGAGAUUCCUGCCGGCGAUUGGUUGCGGGGAGAGCGUGUGGAAGAGGCUCACUGCGGCCGCCGCGUGAGCUACCUGCUGACCGCGGAUGGGAAGGUCCUGUCCUUCGGCCGCAGUGCCAACGGCCAGCUGGGACACGAGUUCCCCGAGCGCUGUUUGCCGAGGCCAGUCGACAUACCCGGACGUGUGAUAUCGCUGUCUUGCGGGGGGAACUUCACGCUGGCUGUCACCAGCAAGUUUGAGGUAUUCAUCUUUGGGACUGCGCUGUGUUUGCGGGGCGACAGGGAACUACGGCACACCUUCGCCAUGCCGUCGCCCCUGCUGGUUGACCGCGCUGUGCUGAAGUCACCAGUUGUGCGCUGUAGCGCGGGGCUCUGGGAAUCCAACGUGCUGACGGAGGCCGGGCGGCUGUGCGCCUGGAGCUACAUACGUCUAGACGACGGCCGCGCGCGUCCUAUCAUGUACGUUUACUCUUGCGCAUCGGAUGCCGUGCUGCGGGACGUGCAAAGUGUGUACUGCGGGAGCCUCUCCGCAACGCUUGCCAUCAUGCAGCGCCCGGAGCUGUGA
Molecule: messenger RNA, 4410 nt
Organism: Babesia ovata
Lineage: Eukaryota; Apicomplexa; Aconoidasida; Piroplasmida; Babesiidae
Product: myosin H
Exons: 1
Coding region: 1-4410 (1469 amino acids)
Biological process (GO): vesicle transport along actin filament; actin filament organization
Cellular component (GO): cytoplasm; vesicle; actin cytoskeleton
Molecular function (GO): actin filament binding; ATP binding; microfilament motor activity
Source: RefSeq, a predicted model, not a curated record